Molecule: messenger RNA, 2232 nt
Organism: Rana temporaria (common frog)
Lineage: Eukaryota; Metazoa; Chordata; Amphibia; Anura; Ranidae
Exons: 1
Coding region: 33-1688 (551 amino acids)
Source: RefSeq, a predicted model, not a curated record
UUUGCAUAACAUGAGUGGAAAUCAAAAAUAUUAUGUAUGUUACCCUGUUUUUUUCCCAUACAUUCAAGUUAUAUUAUUUUAUGUUAAACAUGCAUUUCUAUACUUUUUUCAUUAUUGCCAUAAUGUUCUCAUUUUUUCUCAUUUCCUUUUUUGUCUGCAUAAAGCCCGACUCCUCAAAAAGUCUGUCAAUAUGUAAUCUGGCCUUAACUGAGACUAAAGUUUGUGGGUCUGGAGAAGAAUUAAAUACAUCAGAAAAUGAUGUAGAUCUUGGUAGAUUAGGCCUUGAGAGUAAUAGAGACAGGCAGGAUGAAAAUGAAAAUUCAGAUGUUUCCUGGGAAGGGCAGAUAGACUUUGUUUGUCAACAGGAAGUCUUCCCAUCAGAGAUAAGUGAGGAAAAUGUGGAGGAUGUGGAAGAGGAACAAGCUAUAAAAGAAAUGUCAAAUAGUGACAUGGUAUUGAUGAGUGAUGACAGUGUAUUCGAAGAUAUCCAGUACAAACAAGAAGAUGAGGACACUGAAAUUGAAAAUAUCACAAUAACACAUCUUGAUGUAUGUGAAAAUGACCCAACAGAAGACAUGAAUAUUUGUAAUGUGGAUCUAGAGGAUGUUGCAGAUACAGUGCAAACAGAGGAGGCGGAACAUCUAGAUUAUUUUAUAUCCCACGGAGAAACCACCAUCGACAUUGAGAACACUGAUGCAGAUGUCCAAGAUGAUGAGGGGCAAAUGAGAUUUACAUCUUCAGACACCAGUACAGAAGAUUCAACUGAUGUAGGUUUAUUGGAAUGUGACAGACAAAUUGAUACAUUGGUUGAUGUGCACCAAAGACAUGAUCUGACGCAUACAGAAACAAAUAAAACAGAAUAUUUGGUCGAUGAUGACACUUGUGUUGAAGAGUACAUUGGUGAAACAGAAAACUUAAGGUACUCUGUUGAAAAAAAAGAGGUGUAUACUGAGCAAACUAGAGCAGAACACACUGAAGCCUGCAACAACAUGUUUCAAGAAUCAGGUGACAAAAUAAAUAUACACAAAAGUGACCUUUUUUGUAAUAACACAAAUACUCAUCUUAUAGAUGAGGAAGGAGAUGCACUAGCAAAAAUAGAUUUAAUUAUAUCAGACACUGGAUUUAAGGGUUGUCAUGACAUAGACAGUGACAAGAUAUGGCCAGAAAACUGGGAUCCAAGCUGUACUACAGAUUCAUGGGGUGAGUCUUAUCUAAGAGACUGCCAAACACAUGAAUUUAAGGUCCCAGAUCUAAAUUUGGCAUGCAUGAAUGAGGUCUGGUUUUCACAAGCCACUGAUAAUUUAGAUAAAAAUGAACAGACAUUGGCUGAAAAUGAAAACAAGACACAAAGUAUGUCUGUGAAUGAGCCUUGCGGCAAUUAUCAUGAAACAAAUUCUAGCCCCCAAACCAUGUUUUGCAUAAGAAACUCCAGAAAUGUUAGCAUUGAGCGUCCUUCUAGUCCCAGGGACAAUGAGACCAACAGCUCAGAUUUAUCAGAAGAUGAAAUUGCUAACCGAAGAUAUGGAUUUCUCUACAAGGAUCUAGACCAUGAUAAAGAAGAGGUAUAUCUGCUUUCCCCAGUGUGUAGAUUACUAGAGAUAAAGAUCCUUCACGGUACUGGUCCCUAUGAUGUAUACCCUUUUUACCACCUUUGUAGCAUAUUGCAGUUUUUCCUUUUAGUAAAAUAAAAAUAUAUAUUGAGUAAACCUAUCACGAGUGGGCUUAUUUCAUAAAGGUGCAAGAUUAUGUGCAGUCACUCCAACCAAUGACAAAUUAGCUUUUAUUAUCCUGGCUUAUCUGGACUACUAAAAGAUUAUGCACAUCAUAGAACUUUGUUUCAGUAUUCGCUACACACAAAUAUAUCACAUGGGAGAUUUUAUAAAAUGAAUAUUUGAAUAGUUAUUGACAAAACAGUACAUUUAAAAAAUAUUCUGAAAGGAAAUGUGUACAAUAUUAUAGGGCCUAAGGCUCUGUAUAUGAACAGCAUGUCAUAUUCCUAAGUGUUUGUUAAACCCUUUUUAAAGCAUUAUUCCAAUGACAUAGGAAUAGGGGUUGUGAAGGUUGUAUCAGUAAACAGAACCAUGAAAAGCCACUGUCUGCCCUUUUUAGCAAUGAGUCAUAUCAAGUCUUACAUCAGUAGCCAUAGGGCCAUCAAGUUACUUGUAAAUAUUUUCUGUAAUUCCUUUAUUUUUCUUUUAACCUUAAACAUUUAGAUUUUUACACUUUUGUGGG